AUGUUUCCAAACGGAAUUGCCACGCUUUUGAAAGCCGAGAAGGAGGCUCACGAAAUUGUGUCCCAAGCCAGACAGUACCGUUCAGAAAAGCUCAAGCAGGCAAAGUCUGACGCUGCCAAGGAAAUUAACGCCUACAAGCAGAAGAAAGAGCAGGAGCUCAAGGAUUUUGAAGCCAAGAACGCUGGUGGUGUCGGUGGUUUGGAGAAAGAAGCCGAGGACCAGGUUCAGAGUGAGCUUAAGGAACUCAAAGAAAUUGGCAAAAAGAAGAAAAGCGCAGUUGUGAAGCUUUUGAUCGAUGCAGCAACCAACCCAGUAGGUACUGUCCAUGUCAACGCUUUGUGA
This is a messenger RNA of Lachancea nothofagi CBS 11611, 342 nucleotides long. NCBI's taxonomy places the organism in Eukaryota, Fungi, Ascomycota, Saccharomycetes, Saccharomycetales, Saccharomycetaceae. The record is from the annotation of a GenBank genome assembly.